AGGACAAUGCAUUAGCUACCGCCCUCCAGCUCCUUUCAGUGUUGUUUCCGUAAAGGACUUACAAACUGGCGAGGGCGGUGGCUUCCAAAAGCGCACAGGCGUGCCUUUUCCAACUUGGUCUUCUUAUUUUCCCUUUCUGCUCCAUAACUACAAUGUGUUUCUGUUCGUAAUCAUCUUGGCUUGUCCUUACCUAUGCUUGUAAGAAAAGUCCUUUGCGCCAUUCCCCUCCAAGCCCCAGAGAAGAGCUUACACCAGUGUCGCUCGGCCGUCAAGGAGCGAGCCACGUGGAAAACCCCGAGAUAGGACCGUGGGCCCUAGCUGGGCCCGGGUAACGAUGCGGGGCAGGGAGCGCAGACGGCCGGGGAGGGCGGCGGCCCCUUUAAGAGCAGGCCACGCCCCCUCCGCUCCUCCGUUCGCGGCCAGCGGUCGGUGGCGGCCGCUACGGUGCUGACAAGAUGGCGGCCGGCGGAGCUGUCGCUGCGGCGUCCGAGUGCCGGCUUCUCCCCUACGCGCUACACAAGUGGAGCUCCUUUUCCUCCACCUACCUUCCCGAGAAUAUUUUAGUGGACAAACCAAACGACCAAUCUUCAAGAUGGUCUUCAGAGAGCAAUUAUCCUCCCCAGUACUUGAUUCUAAAGCUCGAAAGGCCUGCUAUAGUUCAGAAUAUCACAUUUGGAAAAUAUGAGAAAACUCAUGUUUGCAAUUUGAAGAAAUUUAAAGUCUUUGGUGGCAUGAAUGAAGAGAAUAUGACAGAGCUGUUGUCCAGUGGCUUAAAGAAUGAUUAUAACAAAGAAACAUUCACCUUGAAGCAUAAAAUUGACGAACAGAUGUUCCCUUGUCGAUUCAUUAAAAUAGUUCCACUCUUGUCCUGGGGACCCAGCUUUAACUUUAGCAUCUGGUAUGUUGAACUUAGUGGCAUUGAUGAUCCUGAUGUAGUACAACCUUGUCUCAACUGGUAUAGCAAGUACCGUGAACAGGAAGCUAUUCGCCUUUGCCUAAAACACUUCAGACAACACAACUAUACAGAAGCUUUUGAGUCACUGCAAAAGAAAACCAAGAUUGCACUGGAACAUCCCAUGUUAACAGAUAUUCAUGACAAGCUGGUGUUGAAGGGUGAUUUUGAUGCUUGUGAAGAGCUGAUUGAAAAAGCUGUAAAUGAUGGCUUGUUCAAUCAGUAUAUCAGUCAACAGGAAUAUAAGCCACGAUGGAGUCAAAUCAUUCCCAAAAGUACCAAAGGUGAUGGGGAAGAUAACCGACCAGGAAUGAGAGGAGGCCAUCAGAUGGUUAUUGAUGUUCAAACAGAGACUGUUUAUUUGUUUGGUGGCUGGGAUGGAACACAAGAUCUUGCUGACUUCUGGGCGUACAGUGUGAAGGAGAACCAAUGGACGUGUAUCUCUAGAGACACUGAAAAAGAGAAUGGUCCUAGUGCCAGAUCGUGUCAUAAAAUGUGCAUUGACAUUCAACGGAGGCAAAUCUACACAUUGGGGCGUUAUUUGGAUUCCUCUGUGAGGAACAGCAAAUCUCUGAAAAGUGACUUCUAUCGUUAUGACAUUGAUACAAACACGUGGAUGUUACUAAGUGAGGAUACUGCUGCUGAUGGAGGGCCGAAAUUGGUGUUUGAUCAUCAGAUGUGUAUGGACUCAGAAAAACAUAUGAUCUACACUUUUGGUGGUAGAAUUUUGACUUGUAAUGGCAGCGUAGAUGACAGCAGAGCCAGUGAACCACAAUUCAGUGGCUUAUUUGCUUUCAACUGUCAAUGUCAAACCUGGAAACUUCUUCGAGAGGACUCCUGUAAUGCUGGGCCUGAGGACAUCCAGUCUCGAAUAGGACACUGCAUGCUAUUCCACUCAAAAAAUCGUUGCUUAUAUGUAUUUGGUGGCCAGCGAUCAAAGACCUAUUUGAAUGAUUUCUUUAGUUAUGAUGUGGACUCUGAUCAUGUAGACAUAAUAUCAGAUGGCACCAAGAAAGACUCUGGGAUGGUUCCAAUGACAGGAUUUACACAGAGAGCAACUAUUGAUCCAGAACUGAAUGAAAUACAUGUCUUAUCUGGACUCAGCAAAGAUAAGGAAAAGAGGGAAGAAAAUGUUAGAAAUUCAUUCUGGAUUUAUGACAUUGUGAGGAAUAGUUGGUCUUGUGUCUAUAAGAACGAUCAGGCUGCAAAGGAUAAUCCAACUAAAAGUCUUCAGGAAGAAGAACCAUGUCCAAGGUUUGCCCAUCAGCUUGUAUACGAUGAGCUACACAAGGUUCAUUAUUUAUUUGGUGGGAAUCCAGGAAAAUCUUGCUCUCCAAAGAUGAGAUUAGAUGACUUCUGGUCACUGAAGUUGUGUAGACCUUCAAAAGAUUAUUUACUGAGGCAUUGCAAGUACCUCAUAAGAAAACACAGGUUUGAAGAAAAGGCCCAAAUGGAUCCCCUUAGUGCUCUGAAAUAUUUGCAAAAUGAUCUUUAUAUAACUGUGGAUCAUUCGGACCCAGAAGAGACAAAAGAGUUUCAGCUCCUGGCAUCAGCUCUAUUCAAAUCUGGUUCAGAUUUUACAGCUCUAGGCUUUUCUGAUGUGGAUCACACCUAUGCUCAAAGAACUCAGCUCUUUGACACCUUAGUAAAUUUCUUUCCUGACAGCAUGACUCCUCCUAAAGGCAACCUGGUAGACCUCAUCACACUGUAACUGAAGAGUCACUGGACACAGAAAUGGAAAACAGGAGUCGAUUUUCCAUCUUUUGGAUUGCAGCUCCAUUGACUGACAGUAAAGCUACAGUGAUUGAGGACUGCACCAGAGUUUUGAAGGGAUCUUAACCAUCACAAGUUUUUACCCUCUUCCUUCAUGCCUGACCUCAACCCCGCUCUCCUCAUCCUAUUCCUAAAUUAGGCUAAUAAAGUGAAAUUGGUAUACUUUCCAGUUAAAUAUAUAUAUAUAUUUUUCUUACUUUAUCUUUUAAGAAUUAAUGAGUAUAAAAGAAAAAUUAGGCAGUUUACCCUUUCAGAUUUUUAUUUCUUUUUUUUAAUUGGGGGAAAUAAGCACUAUUAACAGAUUCAGCACUACAAGUAUUUAGAAUGUUGUUGUUGUUGGUCAUUUGACCUGCCUUCUCCCUUCCCAUUUCACUUCACCUCCCAUCACACAACUGCGUGUAAGUGGUGUCACUUGUUUACCUCUUUACUUCAUUCUUAACAAGUGUAUAGUUCUCUAGGACAGCUGAUGUAUGUUAAGGUGAUAUCUGUGUCUGUGUUGACUUGUUUUGUGUUACGUUAAACAGUAGGCAGAACUGAGGUCUCAAGUUUGCACUCUUGACCAUAAAACUAAACAUGAAACCUGAGAUUGACCCGAGCACCUAUCUGAGGUUGGUAUAUAAUAUUUCUGUAAUGAUAUAUUUUAUAGUAGAUAUUACAGUAGUAUCUGACUUUGAGUCACAGAAACCUUAAACUGAGGAGACAAUAGUUCAGAACCUUUAAGAGCCAUUCUAAAAAUGACCAGCAGGAGGGAUCGAGUAGUGAAUAAUAUCUUCAUAGCAAUUUUAGGAGAAAAUGACUCUUUUGUCCAGAAGAGCUCUGCAGAACCAGGGCUCCCGUUUCUCUUGUGCUAUCUCUGUAGUAUUUUCUUUUGAGAGAGGAGGCUGGGUUUCCAGAGCUUUGCUUUCAUUUAUUUUUAUACACAUUGUCUCUCUAUAUCUGCUUGUGGAUAUUGAUAUUUUAAAGAGAUGGUUUGUGGUUGUCCAGUGGUAUACAACUGACAGGCAUUUCAUUAAGCACAUAGACCAGACUUUGUGAACAGUUCAAAUAUUUUUUCAUUAAAAAACAAGGUAUGGCA
This is a messenger RNA of Rhinopithecus roxellana (golden snub-nosed monkey), 3800 nucleotides long. RefSeq names its product muskelin 1 (gene MKLN1). The transcript has 18 exons. Gene Ontology annotation, cellular component: cytoplasm. The record is from RefSeq and is a predicted model, not a curated record. The coding region runs from base 456 to 2663 and encodes 735 amino acids. Gene Ontology annotation, molecular function: protein binding. NCBI's taxonomy places the organism in Eukaryota, Metazoa, Chordata, Mammalia, Primates, Cercopithecidae.